Messenger RNA from Lasiodiplodia theobromae, 2787 nucleotides. RefSeq names its product Secreted protein. Lineage: Eukaryota; Fungi; Ascomycota; Dothideomycetes; Botryosphaeriales; Botryosphaeriaceae. The record is from RefSeq and is a predicted model, not a curated record. The transcript has a single exon. Bases 1 to 2787 code for a protein of 928 amino acids.
AUGUCCUCCGAAUCGACCCCCGUAAGAUGGCUGGAGCCGCCGGAUCAUUACCAAUAUGGAACGACAUUCGGGCUACCUUGGGCAAGAGGAAAAUACAAAUCAGGUGAUACCACAUACACCUGCAGCACCCGCAACGGUGAAAAUAUUCCGCUUCAGUCUUGGGUUCUCGCCUACUGGCCCGAUGACUCGAUCAAAUGGACCGCGCAUGCAAUUCCUGCCGGCGAUGCACCAAAAGACGGAUACAUCGUCCAUGCCACAGUACACGGCGAAAACAAGCCACCUCAAGAACCACCAAAAGGCAUCAGCAUCCAAGACUCCGACGACUCCAUCACCGUCUCGACCGGAGCCAUCACCGCCACCUUCCCCAAAAGCGGACGCACCCUCAUCUCCAGCAUCAUCAACAACGCCGGCCGCACCGUCAGCACAAACGGCCACCUCGUCCUCCUCACCCAAUCCUCCAUCCUCGACGGCGACCUCCCUUCCUCACCAAUCACCCACCACAAACUCACCAGCACCAUCACCUCCACCACCCUCGAACGCGCCGGCCCCAUCCGCACUACGAUCAAAAUAACCGGCCACCACGCCCCUCUCCCCCCUCAUCCCUCCACCCAACCAUCCACUCCAUCCAACCAACACGAAACCCUCCUCCUCCCCUUCACCCUCCGCAUCCACCUCCACGCCUCCUCCCCCCUCCUCCGCCUGCACCUCACCCACGUCUUCUCCCCCUCCCCCCUGCCCCAUCCCUACAACCACAUCCGCGGCUUAGCCCUCCGCCUCACCGCCCCCCUCGCCCCCGCGCCGCCCUACGACCAACACAUCCGCCUCACCACCGCCUCCGGAUCCACCCUCCUCGCCGAAGCCGCACAAGGCCUAACCGGCCUAUGGACCGACCCCGGCGCCGCCGUGCGCGCAGCGCAGGUAUCAGGGCAGCCCGUCCCGCCGCUAGAGACGUGGGACGCUGAGAUGCCGCGCGGAGAAGGGCUGCGCUGGGUCCCUGUCUGGCGGCAGUGGCGGCUCACGCAACUGGGGCCGGAUGCGUGCGUGGUGCGCAAGAGGACGGGCGGGCAGGCCGGGGGGAGGGCGUGGGUGGGUGUGCCGCCGCGGGCUGGAGCCGCAGAACCCAACCAGAAGGCCGGCGGCGUGGCGUACGUGGGCGCGGCGGGGAGGGGUGGGGUCGCGGUUGGUUUGCGGUGGUUCUGGGAGCGGUGGCCGACGGGGUUGGACGUCGGCGCUGGUGGCGGGGACGACGGCGAGCUCACGGCCUGGCUGUGGUCGCCGGACGGCGGCAGUGGGCCGAUGGAUUUGCGGCCGUGGCGGGGGAGUUUGGGGGAGGAGGGGUGUUACGACGAGCAGUUGGCGGCGAUGCGGGUGACGUAUGAGGACUGGGAGGAAGGGAUGGGGAGUGCGGAGGGAGUGGCGCGGACGAGCGAGUUGUGCCUGCUCGCGACGGAGGGGACGCCGAGCGAAAAAGAGCUGGCGUCGCUGACGAGGUGCGUGCGGAGCCCGCCGGUGUUGGUGGCGCGGUCGGAGCGGAUUCGUGAGACGGGCGCGUUGGGGACGUAUUGGUCUCCGGCGGCGGAAAAGGAGUCGGGAUGCAGUGGCCUGCAGAUGGAUUUGGAUUCGAAACUGUACUUCCUGUUCAACUUUUACAAGGGACAGGUGCAGCAGCGGAAGUGGUACGGCUUCUGGGAUCACGGAGAUAUCAUGCACACUUAUGAUGCAGACCGGCGGACCUGGAGAUAUGACGUCGGCGGUUAUGCUUGGGACAACUCGGAGCUGUCCCCAGAUCUGUGGCUCUGGUUAUAUUUUCUACGCACCGGCAGGGCGGACGUAUACCGCAUGGCUGAAGCGCUGACCAGGCAUACCGGAGAGGUUGAUGUGUAUCACUUGGGCAAGUAUAAAGGUCUCGGAACGCGACACGGCGUACAGCACUGGAGUGACAGCUGCAAGCAGGCCCGUAUCUCUAAUGCGUUGUACCGAAGGUUCUUCUAUUACCUCUCUGGGGGAGCCGAGAGGGUUGGUGACCUGAUGGAAGAAACACUGGAAACAGAGAAGGCUUUCCUCACCUUGGACCCAUACCGUAAGGUUAGAAAAGACAGGGCUACAUAUCGGCCUGACCCAAAGGCACUCACCAUCUCUCUGGGUACCGACUGGUCUGCGCUUGCCGCCGCGUGGUUCAUUGAAUGGGAGAGACGCGGCCCCUUGUGGGAGGAAGCAAAAAGCAAAUUACUCACUACAACGAGGGGGAUUGGUUCACUGGCCAAUGGCUUCGUUACUGGCCAGGUCACUUACAACCUUCUCACAGGAGAGAUUCUCCCGCCGGUUGAGGACCCAGAGAACAAAGGCGUUGUGAAGGUAUCCCACCUCUCGGCCAUGUUCGGACUGUUUGAGAUUUGUGCCGACAUCCUAGAUUCACUGGCGGCAGAUAUACCCCCGGGCUUCAAAGAAGCCUGGCUAUCUUACUGCCGCUAUUUCAACGCUCCAGCCGACGAGCAGAUCGAGCGGUUCGGAGUCAGUUUUGGGAACCUGCAGUUAAAGCAAGGUCACUCGCGACUGACUGCGUACGUUUCCCGAGAGCUUGAUGACCCAUCUUUAGCCUCGCGUGCCUGGAAUGAGCUCUUGUACAGCGAUGGCUAUAGGGCGGAUGCGCUGUGGACUACUCAGAAUAUUGGCGGUCAUGGACCAACAAGCUCAAUCGACGAAGCCCCAUGGAUUUCAACCAACAUAACCUCCUUGUACGGGCUGGCAGCAAUUCAGAAUUUAGCCAUCCUAGGAGAGAUUAACUGA